Hypomesus transpacificus is the source of this 1655-nucleotide messenger RNA. It is a transcript of the gene kcna7, whose product is annotated as potassium voltage-gated channel, shaker-related subfamily, member 7. The record is from RefSeq and is a predicted model, not a curated record. Gene Ontology annotation, biological process: protein homooligomerization; potassium ion transmembrane transport. Lineage: Eukaryota; Metazoa; Chordata; Actinopteri; Osmeriformes; Osmeridae. Gene Ontology annotation, molecular function: delayed rectifier potassium channel activity; protein binding. Gene Ontology annotation, cellular component: membrane; voltage-gated potassium channel complex.
GGAUGGAAGACAGGAAGGACGUCAGUGACAGCAACAAGCGGACCAAAGACCAGCGGAACAAGGCAGAGCGAGGAGAGAAGGAGGCGGAGAAGGAGGCCAGCGAGAAGGGGGAGGGCCGGAGGGAGGGCCGGCGGUCUCGCUCCAUGUGGAAGGGAGGCAGCGCUCUGACGGAGCGCCUCGCCAUCAACGUGUCUGGGAUGCGUUACGAGACCCAGCUCCGGACGCUGGCCCAGUUCCCCGACUCCCUCCUCGGCGACCCCCGGAAGCGCCUGCGUUACUUCGACCCCCUGCGGAAUGAGCUGUUCCUGGACCGGAACCGGAUCUGCUUCGACGCCAUCCUCUACUUCUACCAGUCUGGCGGGCGGCUGCGGCGGCCGGCCAACGUGCCCCUGGACGUGUUCAUGGAGGAGCUGCGCUUUUACGAGCUGGGGGAGGACAUCAUGACCCGCUUCAAGGAGGACGAAGGCUUCCCCAAGGUGGAAGAGAGGCCCCUGCCGGAGAAUGCGGUGAUGCGGCGGCUCUGGGUGCUGUUUGAGCACCCGGAGUCGUCCGGUGGAGCGCGCAUCAUCGCCAUCAUCAGCGUCAUGGUCAUCGUGGUGUCCAUCAUCAUCUUCUGUCUGGAGACACUGCCGGAGUUCAGGAACGAGAAGGAGCUCAGGGAGCAAUUCAGCUCUCACCCCGACCCCACCAACCCCAACCAGACCAUCCACGUCCCUCCCUCCAGCCCCUUCCUGGACCCCUUCUUCCUGGUGGAGACCAUGUGCAUCUGCUGGUUCUCCUUUGAGCUCCUGAUGCGCUUCGCGUGCUGCCCCAGCAAGGCCCAGUUCUUCAAGGACGUCAUGAACACCAUCGACUUCUUCGCCAUCAUUCCCUACUUUGUCACGCUGGGCACGGAGCUGGCCAAGUCUAAGGGCGCCCAGUCGGGGACACUGGCCAUCAUCAGGAUCAUCCGUCUGGUUCGGGUGUUCCGGAUCUUCAAGCUGUCGCGCCACUCCAAGGGGCUCCAGAUCCUGGGCCAGACCCUGAAAGCCAGCCUGCGGGAGCUGGCCCUCCUCAUCUUCUUCCUCUUCAUCGGAGUCAUCAUCUUCUCCAGCGCCGUGUACUUUGCCGAGGUGGACUACCCCGAGACCCACUUCACCAGCAUACCCGAGACCUUCUGGUGGGCCGUGGUCUCCAUGACCACGGUGGGCUACGGGGACAUGUACCCGGUGACGCCGGGGGGGAAGCUGGUGGGCUGCAUGUGCGCCAUCGCCGGCGUCCUCACCAUCUCGCUGCCCGUGCCCGUCAUCGUGUCCAACUUCAGCUACUUCUAUCACCGCGAGACGGAGAGCGUGGACAGCACAGAGUUCACCCACGUGUCCACGGCUCUGUGGGAGGAGGAGGACGAGGACGAGGAGGGGGGGGAGGAGGGAGGGGACGAGGGGCCCGAGGGCGAGGGGGACUAUGUGCCCCUGUACGGGGGGGACUGCAGGGGGGUCUGCCCCCCCCUGAACGGGACUCUGCUGGCGGGGCUGUGCGUCGGGCCGGCGGAGCAGGACUUCCUGAAGGGGGCGCUAGUCACGCAGGUGUGAGGAACGGGAUGAGCCGACACCGCCUGGCAUCCUCCUGAGGGAGGGAGAGAGAGAGAGAGAGACAAGGAGAGAGAGAGAGACAAG